AUGCGGCUCCAGCGGCUCCUCCGCGCCGCGCUGCUGCUCUGCGUGACCCUGCUGCUGGCCGCCGCGCAGAGGCCAGGGAGCGCGGCGCUGCGCAGGAAGCUGCACCGGCACGGCUGCCUGCAGCGCCGCUGCGUGCCGCUCCACUCCAGAGUGCCCUUCCCCUGA
Molecule: messenger RNA, 165 nt
Organism: Nothoprocta perdicaria
Lineage: Eukaryota; Metazoa; Chordata; Aves; Tinamiformes; Tinamidae
Gene: APELA
Product: apelin receptor early endogenous ligand
Exons: 2
Coding region: 1-165 (54 amino acids)
Biological process (GO): apelin receptor signaling pathway; heart development
Molecular function (GO): apelin receptor binding
Source: RefSeq, a predicted model, not a curated record